Messenger RNA from Sapajus apella (tufted capuchin), 1274 nucleotides. Its product is annotated as nucleosome-remodeling factor subunit BPTF-like. Gene Ontology annotation, molecular function: RNA polymerase II cis-regulatory region sequence-specific DNA binding. Gene Ontology annotation, biological process: regulation of transcription by RNA polymerase II. NCBI's taxonomy places the organism in Eukaryota, Metazoa, Chordata, Mammalia, Primates, Cebidae. The coding region runs from base 304 to 795 and encodes 163 amino acids. The transcript has 3 exons. Gene Ontology annotation, cellular component: NURF complex. The record is from RefSeq and is a predicted model, not a curated record.
GGUAGAAUUACAGGCGUGAGCCACUGUGGCCAGCCAUAAAUUCAGGUAUAAAUUUAUAUGGGUGUACAUUGUUUUUGGAAGUAAAAUAUUUCCGAAAUGUAGUGUAGUUUCUUAAAGUGAGAGAAAUUGUGGACAGACUUCUUAUAGAAUGGUGUUGUUUUAUUUAGAACUAUUUCAAUUCAUGUUUCCUCUCCCUCACUUUUUUAGAAACGAUUGGAGCAGCAGAAGCCAACAGUGAUUGCAACUUCCACUACUUCCCCAACAAACAGUACAACCAGUACCAUCUCUCCUGCACAGAAAGUUAUGGUGGCCCCCAUAAGUGGCUCUGUUACAACUGGAACCAAAAUGGUACUAACUACUAAAGUUGGAUCUCCAGCUACAGUAACAUUCCAACAAAACAAGAACUUUCAUCAAACCUUUGCUACAUGGGUUAAGCAAGGCCAGUCCAAUUCAGCCACCAGCACAGCUGCCACAUCUGCUACAACCAUUGCCAGCACAGGUCAGACGUUCCAAAUUACAGGCAGUCCAGUCACUAUGGCAGGAAAAGUAAUUACCAAACUGCCACUUCCUGCAAACAGCAAGAUUGUCGCUGUAAAUGUGCCAGCAACACAAGGAGGCGUUGUUCAAGUACAGCAGAAAGUCCUGGGUAUCAUUCCAUCAAGUACAGGUACCAGUCAGCAAACCUUUACUUCAUUCCAGCCCAGAACUGCAACCGUCACAAUUAGGCCCAAUACCUCAGGCUCUGGAGGAACCACAAGCAAUUCACAAGUGAGAAUUCUUACAGACUUAUUUUGAUUUGAUGUAUUGAGCACAUUACAUUGUUUUUAGGAUGGCUUCAUUCAAGAUUAAUCCAACUCAGUUUCCUUUGCCUGUUACUGAAUCUGUGACAGAGUACUGAUUUGGAAAAAAAUCUGUUAUAUUUCUGAUAAGUGAAAAUUAUCCAUGAAGCAUUAAUUCUUAAUAUUUAAUGAUACAUUAGUAUGGUUUAUGAAGAAUAAUUGCUUUCUAUGAUUUUAUAUAAAAAAUUUCUUGAUGUAAAACAAUGGACAGCACUAGACUACCCAAGGAAGUGUGCUAUGCAGGCUAGCUAAGAAAUAGAAUUUAAAAUGUUGGGCCAGGGCUGGGCUAGGUGGCUCAUGCCUAUAAUCCCAGCACUUUGGGAGGCUGAGGCGGUCACAUCAUGAAGGCAGGAGAGUGAGAUCAUCCUGGCCAACACAGUGAAACCCUGUCACAACUAAAAAUGCAAAAAAUGAUACAGGUGUGGUGGCGGGUGC